Messenger RNA from Hyla sarda, 1353 nucleotides. Its product is annotated as tripartite motif-containing protein 16-like. Bases 1 to 1353 code for a protein of 450 amino acids. Lineage: Eukaryota; Metazoa; Chordata; Amphibia; Anura; Hylidae. The record is from RefSeq and is a predicted model, not a curated record. Gene Ontology annotation, molecular function: protein binding; zinc ion binding. The transcript has a single exon.
AUGGAGACACCUGAAUUUGGAAAAAAAGACGAGAUCUCCUGCACCUACUGCGUCCAGUCUCCGGUGCCCGCUACUAGAACAUGUCUGCACUGUGAAGCUUCUCUGUGUGAAGAACAUGUAAAGGUCCACAGUAAGUCUACAGAACAUAUCUUGGUAGAACCCACCACUUCCAUCAAGGAUAUGAAGUGUUCUAUCCACAAUAAAGUCAUUGAGUUCUGCUGCUCCAAGGACGGAGCCUGUAUCUGUGUGUCAUGUUGUAUCAUCGGAGAACAUCGAGGUCACAAGGUGGACCCACUCAAGGAGGCCUUCGAGAAGAGAAAAGCAAGUUUUAAAGAUUCCUUGGAUAACUUGGCUUUGGAGAGAGAAGAGAAUGAGAAAAAACUUGAGAGACUGUUAGAGAAACGGGACAACAUGCAAGGGACGGCAACAGGGGUGACAGAAAGGGUGGCUGCCCUUUUUCGAGACAUGAGUGAACAGCUAGAGGCCCUUCAGGCCAGGGCAAUGACUGAGGUCUCAAGGCAGGAGCAACAAGUCAUGGUCCGGGUCAACGGUUUGAUUGAACAACUGGAGAAGAAGAAGGAUGAACUCUCAAAAAAGAUGAACCACCUCGAGGAGCUGCGUAAUGUCACCAACCCGCUAACAGUGCUGAGGGGAACAUCUCAUGAACAGAUAAAGUGUAGGAACUCUCAAAAAACCAACGAAAGUGACAAUGAUAUCCAAGUAUCUAGCAGUGUAGACGAGGGCCCCGUCUCCCUUAUCCUACACAUAGGGCUCCUAAACUUUGCCGAGAAUCUGCAGGACCUCAAAGCCUUACGACAAUUUACAGGAAUAAAAAAGGCCGACGUUACAUUCGAUGUGAACACGGCUCAACAUAAAAUCCUCGUUUCAAGUGACCUGAAGUUGGCUUCGCACUCCACGACAUCUCAAAAGUACCCAGAAACCCCUGAGAGGUUUAAGUCGUGUCAAGUCUUGAGCACCAAUGAAUUCACCGCUGGUCAACACUACUGGGAGGUGGAUGUGAGCAAAGCCAAGAGGUGGAUCAUUGGGGUGGCCCUCAAGAGCAUCGAGAGGAAGAUCGCCGGUAACGAGUCUUUUCUCGGGUACAACAAGAAGUCUUGGACCUUAUUUUACCAAAAAUUUCUCGGAGUCUCUCACAACAACGUACAGAACACAGUGGUCUCCGAUUCAACCGUGCAAGGAGUUGGGAUCUACCUUGACUAUGACGCCGGGUACCUGUCCUUCUAUCAGCUGAACCCUAGCAGACACUUGCAUACCUUCACCGCCACCUUCGAUGAGCCCCUCCACGCCGCCUUCUACAUAUUUGACGACAGCUGCAUUAAAAUUAUAUCUUAG